Messenger RNA from Pleurotus ostreatus (oyster mushroom), 1704 nucleotides. RefSeq lists its product as uncharacterized. NCBI's taxonomy places the organism in Eukaryota, Fungi, Basidiomycota, Agaricomycetes, Agaricales, Pleurotaceae. The record is from RefSeq and is a predicted model, not a curated record. The coding region runs from base 1 to 1704 and encodes 567 amino acids. The transcript is spliced from 4 exons.
AUGACCACAACCCUGCACCGAAUUUUGGCAAUUGCUGCCUUAUUUCUCGUUGCAGCCGCGGACGAGUCAUCUACUAGGGACCCUUAUCUGGACUACAAGCCAGCCUUCGCAAGCUCACUUCCGGUGCAGAUUCUCCUGACGGGGAUUGUGCUCACUUUGGUCGCGGUUCUGUUCAUCCAUCUCAUAUUCACUGCGCAGUACCAUUGGCCGCUCGCGCCAGUCAACUAUGUGCUCCAGAUUUCGGGGGUCACCACGCUACUCAUCUCACUGAUCGCUACACUUCACGUCGUGCUCUCGGCCACACUGGAUGAGUCCAAGAACUGGCCGUACAUGCUGAGUUACAUCGCGGUGGAUGUCCCCCCAUCUGAUUCUUCGAUGUCCGAAGAACAUGGCAAGGAAUGGACGACAGCUGAGAAAGCUACAUGGAUGGUCAUGAACGCUUCUACAUCGGGGCUUAUCCAGAUUACACACAUCCAAUUCUUGACGCUUCUCUAUCCUUCUCGACUGGAGGGGAGGUUGAUAUUCCUCUUACUGGGCCCCUUGGCAAUACUAUCCGCUGUAAUGCAACUUCUCCCGAUCCAUGGAAGUGAAGCCGUUCUCGAAGUCGCGUCAGCUGUUCGGAACGUCUGCAAUGCCACGCUAUCGCUACUCUUUACGGCCGCAUUAUUUAUAUGGGGUCUGCUGGUCAACCGGAAACAAGCAUGGCGCACUGACGGGGGGACAGCUGCUUUUGGGGCUGCUGCCCUAUUAUUAGCUGUUGCGAGUACCGCGUUGACCUUCCUUUAUGUCCCACGCGAAGAAGAGUAUGUUUGGCUUCCCGGCCUCAUGUGGGCUAUCAUCCUUUGGCAGAGCUUCUUAGGGUGGUGGUGGUGGGUUGGAGCCGGAAGUGCUGGUGCGAUGAACGGAUGGGACGGGAUGGAAGAGGAGAUGAUACGCCGAGAGAAACGGGAAAAACGACGCAAGGCUAAAUUGGAACGUAGGAAGGAGAGGAGCGAGCGGGCGAAGCUUGUCUUACGAGGUGUGGCAGGUGCUUUCGGCAAAAAUACGGAAUACGGAGAGGAAAGUCGUGGACGACAUGGGCGUCGGGGAGGAGGUCAACGAACAUCGCGCUCAGGAUCUCGUUCCGGAUCGCCGUCCUCUCCGACUUCACCGCCAGAUACGCGAUCACGAGGAUUAUCGUCUGCAUCGACAACAUCCGUCUCAACCACCCCUACAUACGCUACCCUCCCUAACAUACUCCCUUCCUUCAUCCACCAGUGGUACGCCUCGCUUAGCAAAGCGCAUGUCGCCGCAGCACGAAAACAAGCGGCUGAGCGGGCUGAACGGAUACGCGAGUUGGAUCGCAGUGGUAGUCGGCGGCGGACUGCCAAUAGGCACAAAAACCCUGGCUGGGGAUUAGGCAGCUUCGGUUGGAGGACUCGAACGCAGCAUCAAGAGGACGACACGGAGCUUGAUGAAAACAGAAUCCCUCACGAAACUCGACGGAGUAUAGAUCAUAGCGAUGGCGAAGAUGGCCCACAAAAGAGACGCAAUGCUGGUCGACGGGAGAUGGAUGACAGAAAUGAGUUCCCUCCUUUUCGUGGUGACAAUUCGACGCCGGCACACAACGACCAGCAACCAGCAUCGUCAGAUCGGAGACAACAGUCCCUCUGGUGGUGGGGUCCGCUAAGUCGUUGGCGGUUGCAGGACUCUACAGUGUACUAG